Messenger RNA from Ixodes scapularis (black-legged tick), 760 nucleotides. RefSeq names its product CDGSH iron-sulfur domain-containing protein 3, mitochondrial. Gene Ontology annotation, cellular component: intracellular membrane-bounded organelle. The record is from RefSeq and is a predicted model, not a curated record. Gene Ontology annotation, molecular function: 2 iron, 2 sulfur cluster binding. The coding region runs from base 145 to 549 and encodes 134 amino acids. Lineage: Eukaryota; Metazoa; Arthropoda; Arachnida; Ixodida; Ixodidae. The transcript is spliced from 4 exons.
GCCCUUUAAAAAUCCAUUGACAUUGGCUGGUGGCUGGCCAGUAGUGAGCCACUUGUGACCGUGGUGGCAGCAACAUUGCAGCUUGCGGUAGUUAAGUGGUUAAGUUGUAGUUGCGGUAUCCGAACCAUUCGAGCGAAGUGAAACAUGUCGUCUCUGGCAAGUGUGGCGUCGAAACUGAGACUUGAUCUGGCUUCCAGACAGCUCCAAUUGGCACGUUGCCACAGUGCGGCGUCUUCAGCGCCGCCAGCACCUGGGAGUCCAGUGAAGAAAGGAGUGAUCUACAAGCGCAUUCCAACGUUUGUGCAGCUCGAAGGAGGCAAGAAAUAUGCCUGGUGUGCUUGUGGCCUGAGCAAGAAACAGCCCUUUUGCGAUGGCAGUCACAAGGGUAAAGACAUCGGUAUUGGGCCAGUUCACUUCACCGUGGAUACGACUAAGAAGUAUUUGUUGUGCCGUUGCAAACAGACAAACAACAGACCCUUCUGCGACUUGACGCAUGUCAAGACAUUCAUACCUGAAUCCAUUCGUUCAUCCCUGAAGAUCAAGCUCUGAAGCAGACUUGUAGACCUCUAGGAUACUGUGCACGGUACUGCUCGACAGCAUUUAUGUUCUGCUUAGCAGCAAGUUCGUAGGAAGUUCUCUGAAGAGCAGCAGCCACACCAUGACAUCUUACAGCACUCGACUGCUACUGAGCAAUGGACAAUUUAUAGACUGUUUUUUUAGAAAGAUGAACUAUCAUUAAAUUUUCCAUCCGUUUCUGAAA